AAUUAUGUUCACUUUUAUUCAUUUCAUUUCCAAUUCAUUUCAACGGAAAGGGGUUCACAAGAAGUGCCACAAAAACGUGUGUUAUUUGUGUGGUAUUCAAGACAUUGAAAGUAUUGGUGUUUUGAAACUUACAGUAUUUGUGAGUCUUUGCCAACAAAUUACAAUUGAAUCCAUGGAUAACGAGUCCAUCGGUCAGUACUACCGGCAAGAGUUGGGUAACGAGAACUCUCCGGCCAUCGCAACCCUCAAGACAUUGAUUGAGUUCCUG
Messenger RNA from Oppiella nova, 268 nucleotides. NCBI's taxonomy places the organism in Eukaryota, Metazoa, Arthropoda, Arachnida, Sarcoptiformes, Oppiidae. The record is from the annotation of a GenBank genome assembly.